ACCGCGGGGAGGAAGACUCUGAGGCCGCGAGCUGCGCGCGCGCGGGGAGAAGGGGGGGGGAGGCGCCCGUGCCCGAGCCCAAGCCCGAGCCCGAGCCGGGGCUCAUGGCCAGAACCACGAGCCAGAUCUAUGAUGCUAUUCCCAUACAAACUAGUGUGGUAUUAUGUUCCUGUCCAACCCCAUCAAUGGUGAGAAACCAUACAGAUUCCAGCACUCCCCCUGUCAUCGUUCCCUGUAGUAGUAGACAGGGGUCUACCAUGGAUGGCACUGCAGCCGAGCCAAGAUCUAAUUCCAAUUCCUUACCACAACAUUCAGGACAGCAGCUACCACAGCCUCGAAAGAAACGGCCAGAAGAUUUCAAAUUUGGAAAAAUUCUUGGCGAAGGAUCUUUCUCAACAGUUGUCUUGGCCCGAGAAUUGGCAACUUCAAGAGAAUAUGCUAUUAAAAUCCUAGAGAAACGGCAUAUCAUAAAAGAGAACAAGGUACCAUAUGUAACCAGAGAAAGAGAUGUAAUGUCCCGCCUGGAUCACCCUUUCUUUGUAAAACUUUACUUCACAUUUCAGGACGAUGAAAAGCUGUAUUUUGGCCUUAGUUAUGCCAAAAAUGGAGAGCUCCUUAAAUACAUUCGAAAGAUUGGUUCUUUUGAUGAAACCUGCACCAGAUUUUAUACUGCUGAAAUUGUAUCUGCUUUGGAAUACUUGCAUGGAAAGGGAAUUAUUCACAGGGACCUUAAACCAGAAAACAUUUUAUUAAAUGAAGAUAUGCACAUUCAGAUUACGGAUUUUGGAACAGCCAAAGUAUUAUCUCCAGAUAGUAAACAAGCUAGAGCUAACUCAUUUGUAGGAACAGCACAAUAUGUUUCUCCGGAGCUGCUUACAGAAAAAUCUGCAUGUAAAAGUUCAGACCUAUGGGCCCUUGGAUGUAUAAUAUACCAGCUUGUAGCAGGAUUACCACCAUUUAGAGCGGGAAAUGAAUAUCUUAUAUUUCAGAAGAUAAUUAAAUUGGAAUAUGACUUUCCAGAAAAAUUCUUCCCUAAAGCAAAAGAUCUUGUGGAAAAACUUUUGGUUUUAGAUUCCACAAAGCGAUUAGGUUGUGAAGAAAUGGAUGGGUAUGGGCCCCUUAAAGAUCAUCCAUUCUUUGAAUCCAUUACAUGGGAGGAUCUGCAGCACCAGACACCUCCAAAGCUCACGGCAUACUUACCUGCUAUGUCUGAAGAUGAUGAAGACUGCUAUGGAAAUUAUGACAAUCUCCUCAGCCAGUUUGGCUGCAUGCAAGUUUCAUCUUCAACUUCUUCCCAUUCAUUGUCUGCUUCGGAGACUAGCCUGCCCCAAAGGUCAGGCAGCAAUAUAGACCAAUACAUUCAUGAUCUGGACAAUAAUUCUUUUGAGCUGGACUUACAGUUUUCUGAAGAUGAGAAGAGGUUAUUAUUGGAGAAGCAGGCUGGUGGAAAUCCAUGGCACCAAUUUGUAGAAAAUAACUUAAUACUAAAAAUGGGUCCAGUAGAUAAAAGAAAGGGUUUAUUUGCACGCCGUCGUCAGUUGCUCCUUACAGAAGGGCCACAUUUGUAUUAUGUGGACCCUGUCAACAAAGUCCUAAAAGGAGAAAUUCCCUGGUCACAAGAACUUCGGCCAGAAGCCAAGAAUUUUAAGACCUUUUUUGUUCACACACCUAACAGGACAUAUUACCUGAUGGACCCAAGUGGGAAUGCUCAUAAGUGGUGCAAAAAGAUACAUGAAGUUUGGCGGCACAGAUACCAGAACCAUCCGAAUGCUGCUGACUAGGAAAGCUUAUCCCAAACUGGCCUGGCUCCUGCCUGCUGCUCCAUGAUUCAGCAUAUGGGCUCGGCAGCACAUUGGAAGGACCUUCCCAUGCCACCUGUUAGCCAUCUCAAGGGGAAAUCAUAUGUCUGAUAUAUUGCAGUUUUUUAUUUAAAAAGAAAAAACAACAAAAAAAUGACAAAAAAAACCCAACAACAAACAUAAAUGGAAUUCAGGGUCGCUUUGCUUGUUCUUUGUGCUUCCGUUGAGGCUUCCACUUGCAUAUCGUUGCAGUGAAGAUCUUGCUUUGGUGCCCUUCAGCUCAAUUUCUGCUGCAAACUAGUGGAUAGACCUUGCUUCACUAAAGAUAAAUUGAAACUGGUCUACAUGUACACACCCAAAAUCAUGUACCAGUCCUGUGUGUGUAAUGGGACAGGGAUUAUUUCUGUGAUUUUGUUUCUCCUCCCUUCUCCCAUUGCCAAGACCCCGUCUAGAUUAUCAUUGAACUCUAUUUCAUCAGGGAGCUUUUAAAUGCCUCUGCUGAGGUCUUGCCAUCGUCUCUGUGGGUUUAUUUUAUUUUAUUUUCCUGUUCAUGCUUUUUUUGGUAUAUGGCAAUAGUGGUCAAGGUUAGUUUUACCUUUUUCCAUAAUCUCUAAUAUAGUUCUGGUUGCAGGAUUUCCGUGGUACUUAUUAUAAUUAUGUGAGUGCACCAGAUAUAUGCUUGGCAGUCAGGCUUCAUGUUGUGAAGAAUAUGGUAUAGGUUUUAAGCAAGAAAAUGCUGAAUGUGGCACUGAAAUUUUAUAAAAUUAAAAUUACUGGUUCCUGGGGGUGUGUAAAAUUUUAAGCUUGUCAUUUUAAUUAAAUGCAUUGAAGUCCUAAAUCAAGGGGCCGUACAGGUAGCAGCAUGCUUUUAAUGAAUACUAACUGAAAAUGAACUAGUUAGUAACAAAUUUUAGUCAUUGAUGUAGGAAAUAUACUCCUGACAUUUUUAGAUGAAUUCAGGUUUUUCCUUUCUCCAGGGUGUGCACAUAUAUACUGCCCUUGUGAAUGUUGCUACCUGCUUUUAGUGGAUAUAUAAAGAUGAAUGAGAAGAAUCCAAUCAGAAUUAUUUUAAUGGGUCUUGGUAUAGUGAAUUGUACACAAUUCUUCCUAUUGAUGAGUUGAUGGAAAUCUAAUGUACCCUUCCUGAGAAUAAUUUUUAAAACAUUUAAAUGUGCUUGGGCACUUUACUAUUGACAUAUGGGGGAGCAGAGAUGAAACUUUUGAUACUGAAGAAGAAAGUACGGUACUUUUUGUCUCAUCAGUACAUUAUUGUUGAAGGGUCAUAUAUGUCACAUGAAUCUUUUUUAUGUUAAAUUGUGGUUGAACAUUUCUUGUAACAUAGCAGAGAGCUUUUAACUUUAUGUUUAACCUUUCUCUAAAUUUGUUCUUUAGCUAUUCUGCUGGGGCAUCUGGCUCUCCUACAAAGAGCAGGCCUUUGCUUGGAGAUAAGUGUUUCUCAUAAUUGCAUUAAAAUGGGGUAAAAAUACCACAC
This is a messenger RNA of Gracilinanus agilis (Agile Gracile Mouse Opossum), 3291 nucleotides long. It is a transcript of the gene PDPK1, whose product is annotated as 3-phosphoinositide dependent protein kinase 1. Gene Ontology annotation, biological process: peptidyl-serine phosphorylation; intracellular signal transduction. NCBI's taxonomy places the organism in Eukaryota, Metazoa, Chordata, Mammalia, Didelphimorphia, Didelphidae. The transcript is spliced from 14 exons. The record is from RefSeq and is a predicted model, not a curated record. The coding region runs from base 105 to 1781 and encodes 558 amino acids. Gene Ontology annotation, molecular function: protein serine/threonine kinase activity; ATP binding.